This is a messenger RNA of Gallus gallus (chicken), 3738 nucleotides long. It is a transcript of the gene POLB, whose product is annotated as DNA polymerase beta. The record is from RefSeq and is a predicted model, not a curated record. NCBI's taxonomy places the organism in Eukaryota, Metazoa, Chordata, Aves, Galliformes, Phasianidae. Gene Ontology annotation, molecular function: DNA-directed DNA polymerase activity; DNA binding. Gene Ontology annotation, cellular component: nucleus. Gene Ontology annotation, biological process: double-strand break repair via nonhomologous end joining. The transcript is spliced from 14 exons. Bases 2081 to 3235 code for a protein of 384 amino acids.
AGCCGCGAGACCGCACAGCGCAUGCGCCUGUGUUUCUUCCCAUUUCCCCCCACUCUCCUCCUUCCCCUUUUGCCCUUGUCCUUCUUUUACACGUGCAUUUUCGUGUACACACGCAUGCAGUGUUUUUGGUUCCUCAUUUUGCAUGCGACUGGAGCCUGGUACGCUGAGAGCCAAAAUAGUCCGUGUCCGGCUCCGGUGUGGGUGUCAAACCGCCCGAGCAAAUAGGCAAGGAGCACUCAGGAUUAGAAGAGAGAAAAGUACCGCUGAGCCGGAGGUCCUGGAAUUGACUGCCCGCCCGUAUCUAUGGUCUGCGUGGGAAUGGAUGCUGCUUAUAUGCUUCGAGACUCAUACGCACCAUUGUGUGGAGGACUAAGUAGAGUAAACAUCGGCGGAAUUGCUAAGCAGAGCUUCUAGAAAGUACAUAUACCACUUCAACGUGCCUGUGCGCACGCGUCCUGCCGCCUCCGGCACAGAACAAACACGGCCGUACUUUCACCGAUUGGCCACACGGGGGCAGCAGAGACUGCGGAAACUCCUUCCCAACCCGGCUGACGGCCCGCCGGGAACUGCGGCGGGGUUUCGUUUUUCUCUUUCCUUGGAUAGCAGAGGAAAAAAAUAACCACAGAAGAGGAAGGGGUCGGAGAAUGGGAGACGACGAAGAAAACCAAGGAAAACUUCGAUAAACCCACCAAACCGGUGUGAAGUGCUUAUGAAUACCUGUAAAUAAAUAAAUAACCAGCAAAAUCAUGUUGUCAUGCCUUUUUAAAAAAUAUUAUUAUUUUUUUUUCAGCUGGCAUCUCAGGUGAUGAAAAAAACAUGGUAUCAACCAGACCGGCACACAGAGAAGCCACGAAUGGCCCUUAAAUGAGGUCAGGGAGGGGUGGGGGCAGGCUCAGCCCCAUGUGGUCCCACAGGUGAAUUCCUUCCACCUGUGCUCGUAGUGCUGGCUACCCCCCUCACCAGGUGCUCCAUCACUGUUUCAGGCUGCGAUCUCAAAGUUCCCAUAAUGACAUGAAGAAGAAAAGAAAAAAAAAAGGAAGACCAGCAGAGCUGCACACAGAGCUGGGUCAAUCCCAAAACCCCAAAGAAACAGGGAGGCUGCAGCACGCUUACUUUGUGCAGCCCCUGCGCUCCUCAAAUCAGAGAUCAGUGACGUACUGCAGUACCCCAUUUCUGCUGCGGCACGACGUGGGAUUUCUGAAGUCACAGCAGAUUUGGAGAAAAUCCAAAUAAUCUCCAGAAUGCACUUCCCAUAUAACUCACCUGUCUGGCCAGUCCAGAAACCAGACAGGAGAUGCCAAUUAACAAUUGAUUAUCAGUGCCUGAAUGCUAAUACAGCCCCGCUGGCAGCCACUGUCUCAAACAUUGCCAACAUAACAGCUUUUUUUGCAAGCAGCUGCACAUCCACAGAUGGUAGCUUUUGGUGUACAGCAUGUUCUUUAUGGUUCCCUUUCAGGAAGAGGGUAAAGAAAACUUUGCUUCUGCUUGGGAGGGGAUACAAUAUAUCUUUAGCAGACUCUCACAGGUGUGUAAACAUUCUGCCAUCCUUGCUCAUGUUGCACUUGCUGAGCUUUUACAAACAGUUUCACUGCCUCAGGAUGUGAAAUUGUAUCAACAUACAGGUGAUAUUUUAAUUGAAGGGACAUCCCCUGACAGGGUGGGGGAAGUGGCAGCAGCACUACGGCGAGCACUAGACGGAUCAGAAAUAGAGAUUCCACCUGCAAACUGUCAGGGACUGAGUAAAGAAGUUGAAUUUUUAGGCAGCAAAGACCAACCAAACUAUGCAAACCAGCGUGAACUUAAGUGAACCCAUGCAAAAUUUUGCAAACCCCAUGCAGACUUCAUGAAACCCCAGCAAAGACCAGCAAUCCUGUACAGUCUUCAGCAAUCCUAGGCGGAACUUGAGCAAUGCACCGCUGUAUGAGAACUGCUGGAUCACGGCCCGAACCUCUGAUUGACCACCCGAGGCGAGCACUGAUUCAGCCGCGGGAGCACAGGUGAAGGCAAUCCAGCUGUGUGACAGGAAGGGGUGGAGCCAGGCUGCUCCUCUCCCAGACCCAAUCUGGUCACACUGUUCCGUAUGUUCGUUGGUUACACAACGCUGUCCCCGUCACCCCUUCCGCAGAACCUCUUUGCUGGCAGCCGCGUCUCCACUGCGCCGGCGGAACGGGGAACGCCGCCCACGCUCCCUCCCGGCCGCAGCGCAGCAGAAGAGCGACCCGCGCCUCCCGCAUUGCGUGCCGCAGCCUGUCGCGGUCUCUGCACGUCACCGCCGGAGGUGCUGCCGGAGCUGGCGAAUUACGAGCGCAACGUGAGCCGAGCCAUCCACAAGUACAACGCGUACAGGAAGGCGGCCUCUGUCAUUUCCCGGUACCCCAGCAGAAUACGGAGUGGAGCCGAAGCUAAGAAGCUGGAUGGAGUAGGUGCUAAAAUAGCUGAGAAAAUAGAUGAGUUUUUAUCUACUGGAAAGCUUCGCAAAUUGGAAAAGAUUCGACAAGAUGAUACAAGCGCUUCCAUCAACUUCCUGACACGAGUUACUGGCAUUGGUCCUGCUGCUGCUAGGAAGUUCGUUGAGGAAGGAAUUAAGACUUUAGAAGAUCUGAGAAAAAAUGAGCACAAGCUGACCCAUCACCAGCGAAUUGGGUUGAAGUAUUUUGAAGAUUUUGAGAAAAGAAUCCCGAGGGAAGAAAUGUUGCAAAUGCAGGAAAUUGUGCUGAAAGAGGUAAAGAACGUGGACCCAAAUUAUAUCGCUACGGUCUGUGGCAGUUUUAGACGAGGUGCAGAGUCAAGUGGUGACAUGGAUGUUCUCUUAACCCAUCCGACUUUCACAUCUGAGUCAUCCAAACAGUCAAAGCUUCUGCAUCAAGUUAUAGAACAACUGGAAAAAGUCCACUUUGUCACUGAUGUGCUAUCUAAAGGUGACACCAAAUUCAUGGGUGUCUGCCAGCUGCCAAAUAAAGAAGAUGGAACAUUGUAUCCACACAGGAGAAUUGAUAUUCGGCUUAUCCCUAAAGAUCAGUAUUACUGUGGUGUACUGUAUUUCACAGGCAGUGAUAUAUUCAAUAAGAACAUGAGAACCCAUGCUCUGGAAAUGGGCUUCACAAUCAAUGAGUACACGAUCCGUCCCUUGGGUGUCACUGGAGUUGCUGGGGAGGCCCUACCAGUAGAAUGUGAGAAAGACAUCUUUGACUACAUACAGUGGAAAUACCGGGAGCCAAAGGAUCGGAGUGAAUAACUGUCUACAUUUGUGACUUAGAAAGACAUUUUCAUAGCUUUUUGUGAACAUGCAUAUCGAAAACAUGCAUAUUCUUUCUCUGGAUGUUACUGCAAAAAAAUGUGCAUUACUGGUAUUUAAAAGGAGGAUAUUUGUAGUAAAGUUUAAAACCUUUCUGUACUUUAGAGAAAGUGAAUGAGAACCCAGUGAGAAACAGCACUCCCUGAAGAGUGUUUGUAGUCUGCCUUUUGGUGUGCUUGUCCUGGUAGCCUGAAUGAAAUACUUCCUGCUGUUUUAAGCUAUAACUACCCCUUAAAUAUGUGACUUUACUCUUUUUGUCUAAUAUUCCUAACAUUUUAAAUUUGUUUCCUACCCAUUCUUUCUAUUGUUCCUUUGUUCAGUUGUAACAUUGUGUAGCUCUCUACAGGCUUCAGUGCAAAGAGAGGGACUGUGUAGAUGUUUGUUGGGGUUUGAAGUAGGUGUGAAUCUUCAGAUGAAAUAAACACUUUACCUUAAGAGAGAAA